AUGUCUGAGGGAAAUCGUCGCGACUCUUCGCCGGUGUGUCCUGAACUGGAUAUUUAUCAGUUUGGUUAUCCAAGGUGUGAUCCAACAGAUUCCAUGGCAUCAAGCUCAAAUGAUUCUGCAUUUUUAAGCACAUACGAUGAUAUGUCACUAUUGGAAAGUGGUCUAUUCCGGCAAAAGUAUGGUGAUAUUAGUGAUCAUUAUUAUAGAAAUCCAGACAAGGCAGGGGACAAGAUUGAUUCAAGGUUGCUAAUGUUACUAGAAUUCUUUAGAGAACUUUUUAUGCGAAGAAGGGAAGUUUUCAAGAAAUUAUUCCCGGAGUUACAUGAUGAAUUUUUGGGGAUGUUCAAGAAAAUUGUUAACGUUGAUUUGCUCGUUGCAAAACCUGGUCAAAUGAAGUCUAGGGCAUUGCAAAGAAGCUUGAGUGUUGGCUCGCCAAGAACACCUUCAAGAAAUGGAGGUGAGUCACCAUUAAGGCUCGAGAGGUUCAAGGUUCGCACGGUCAUACCUGGCGGCGGUGGCCAAGGUGACAAGGAUGGUGUCGAAUCUGGUGAUGCCAAAUCCAACUAG
Molecule: messenger RNA, 567 nt
Organism: Dovyalis caffra
Lineage: Eukaryota; Viridiplantae; Streptophyta; Magnoliopsida; Malpighiales; Salicaceae
Source: the annotation of a GenBank genome assembly